AUGGAGGCAUCUGUCCCUGGGGGAGGCACCACGGUGGUUCUGCUCUGCUGCUGCCUCCUGAGCUCAGCAUGGGCUCUGGUUGACCCUGAUGAUGUUCUCACAAAAGAAGAGCAGAUCUAUCUCUUGGUGGAAGCUAAGGAGAAAUGUCAGAGAGAUAUAAAAGCCCAACUGGAGAAGAUCAAAGACACCAGCUGCCUGCCCGAGUGGGAUGGGAUCAUCUGCUGGCCCAAGGGCUCCCCCAGCCAGGAGGUGUCUGUGCCCUGCCCUGACUACAUCUACGACUUCAACCACAAAGGUCAUGCCUACAGGUACUGCAGUGUCUAUGGGACCUGGGCCAUGGCUCUCAGCAUCAACAAGACCUGGGCCAAUUACACUGAAUGUGCCCUGCUCUUCUCCUCCGAGAGCCGCAGCCGCGAGAAGGAGGUGUUUGACCGCCUGCACCUGAUGUACACCGUGGGCUACUCCAUCUCCCUGGCCUCCCUCGUCGUCGCCGUCUGCAUCCUCUCCUACUUCAAGCGCCUUCACUGCACCCGCAACUACAUCCAUGUCCACCUCUUCACCUCCUUCAUCUGCCGGGCCCUGAGCAUCUUCCUGAAGGACAUGGUGCUCUACUCGGGCACUCUGGGCAGUGAGGCUGAGAAGAUGAGGGAGGACGAGUUCAAGGCAGAGAUGGGAACCACGCCAGGACAACGGAGCCACCUGGUUGGCUGCAAGGUGGUGGUGACUCUCUUCCUCUAUUUUCUGGCCACCAACCACUACUGGAUCCUGGUGGAAGGCCUCUACCUGCAUAGCCUGAUCUUCAUGGCCUUCCUCUCCAACAAGAGCUACCUGUGGGUCCUCAUCAUCAUUGGCUGGGGUCUCCCAGCUGUGUUUGUGUCUGUCUGGGCCAGUGUCAGGGCCUCCCUGGCAGAUACACAGUGCUGGGACCUCAGUGCAGGGAACAUGAAGUGGAUUUAUCAGGUCCCCAUCUUGGCUGCCAUUGUGGUGAACUUCUUUCUCUUCCUCAACAUCGUCCGGGUUCUGGCCUCCAAGCUCUGGGAGACCCACACAGGGAAGCUGGACCCCAGGCAGCAGUACAGGAAGCUGCUGAAGUCCACGCUGGUGCUGAUGCCACUUUUUGGGGUGCAUUACGUGGUGUUCAUGGCCAUGCCCUACACUGAGGUCUCCGGGGUCCUGUGGCAGAUCCAGAUGCAUUAUGAGAUGCUCUUUAACUCCUCUCAGGGUUUCUUUGUGGCUUUUAUCUACUGCUUUUGCAACGGGGAGGUGCAGGCAGAGAUCAAGAAAGCCCAUUUUCGGAGGAGCCUGGCCCUGGAUUUCAAGCAGAAGGCUCGUGCCACCAGCGGGGGUGGGAGCUGCUGCUCUGGGGUGGUGACCUCUCAUGCCACCACCACCUUCAGCACCAGCCUGGCAGGGAGAGGGGCAGGGGGCACCCAGCACCUGGGGCUGGUGCUCCUGGCCCAGGCCAGCUUGCCAGGCUACAUCCCCAGUUCCUUUGCCUCCACUCCCUUUUUGCCCUGUCCCACCCAGGGGCUGAGCCAGAAGGGCUGUGGGGAGAACACAGGGGACUUAACGGACCUGAAUCGGUAUCACCCCAGACUGAGGAAGGAGCUGGAGACAAUGCUGUGA
Molecule: messenger RNA, 1626 nt
Organism: Chaetura pelagica (chimney swift)
Lineage: Eukaryota; Metazoa; Chordata; Aves; Apodiformes; Apodidae
Product: parathyroid hormone/parathyroid hormone-related peptide receptor-like
Exons: 13
Coding region: 1-1626 (541 amino acids)
Biological process (GO): cell surface receptor signaling pathway; adenylate cyclase-modulating G protein-coupled receptor signaling pathway
Cellular component (GO): plasma membrane
Molecular function (GO): peptide hormone binding; parathyroid hormone receptor activity; G protein-coupled peptide receptor activity
Source: RefSeq, a predicted model, not a curated record